Molecule: messenger RNA, 4876 nt
Organism: Tetrahymena thermophila SB210
Lineage: Eukaryota; Ciliophora; Oligohymenophorea; Hymenostomatida; Tetrahymenidae
Product: transmembrane protein, putative
Exons: 14
Source: RefSeq, a predicted model, not a curated record
AUGACAAAAUCUAAUUAAUUGAUAUUUUUUUAAGAAAAUUAGUCAUUCAAAGGAUAAAUAAACCCUGAACAGGAUCCUUCCUCUACUUUGUCUAAGAAAGGAUUAUUUGUUGAAAAAGAUGAUGAAAUAAGCGAAAAAGAAAAUUUUUAAAUUACGUUUAAUUUAAAAGCAGUUAGUAAUAUAAUGAAAAUAUAUUAAAACGCGAUCGAAUAAAGAGGAAAUUAACUAGCUUUGGAUACUCUAGACUUUUCUUAUUUAACUUUAGUGUCUACUGUCUAUUAAAAUUAGUGUCUUUCACUUUUGAAAAUAUUAAAUACAAGCUAAAAUACAAGUAUUCAACUAAGUUGGAAAGAUUAGUAAAAAAUUGAAACAAUAAUGAGACGCGCAAAAGAUUAAAUUGAAAUUAGUAAGAAAAGAACUAAAAAAGAUCAUAAUUAAUUUCAGAUUUACACAAUUUUAGAAUAAGAUUAAAAAAUAAAAGAAUUAUAGAGAAAGUAUUUUGAAUGCUUAAAGUAAUAUUAAAUAGUUAUUCAAAAAUUAUCAAUGAAUUUUAUAGAUAUAAAUGAUAUUUACAAUAUAAUGACUUAUUACAGAGAACAAAGAGCCUUAUUAAAAAAUGAAAUGAUCAUAUAAAUAGAAAACAAUUGUAAUAAUAAUAUCCUUAAAAAUCUAUGUGUUAAGAUUGACCUUUAUUUACUUCAUAAGUAAUGUUUAUCGUUGUAUUAGAAGAAGCUGAAUAGGCCAAAAGGUACUUAAUAAAAAUAUACUUAAUUUUAGAGCGAAACAUCUUGUCUCGCAUACGUUUCUCUUCUUGAAAAUUAAUUUGGAAUUGUUAAAAAUGCUAAUAAAUAUUUUAUGAAAAUCCUUGGAAUCACAAGCAAGUCACAAAUAAUUGGUUAACCAAUAUUAUCAUUUUUUCCAUAAAAUAUCAUAUAAAAAAGAUUAUAUUCCAAGAUUGUUUCACAUAUUACUGAAAAAUAUUUUCCAAUAUACAAUGAAGUCAUUGAAAUACCUUUAGUCCUUAUAAAAAAUAACCAUGGAUAUUCUUAACCAUUAAAUGUUAAAUUUCAAAGCCAAAUAAUAAAUUCAGAGGAUUUUGGAUUGACUAUUUGUGCAAAACCUAUACUUGAUGACAAAAUUUACAUGAUUUUGGAUUAUAAAGACCCAUCUAAAAUAAAAUUGAUGAGUAAAGCUUUCGAGUAAGAAUUCUUUUCAAAAAAUUUUAAUUCAUAGAAUUAAAAAAUAAUAAAAAUGGAUAGUUUUAUUCCUAUAAUUACAAAUCUCAUAAAAGUAAGUGAAAAGUAGCAAAAUAAAAAAUUUGAAACUUUAUUGAUUAAGCAUGAGACAGAAUCUCUAAUUUAGUAUAAUUUAAGCUCACCUAAUUUCUUAAAUACACUUAUGUAGUCAUAGCUAUAUUCUUUAAUGAUAUCUUUUUAAAUUUUUAAUACUAAAUUAGCAUCUUUUGUUUACAUGAUAAUUGAAAACUACAAGUAUAUAGAUUGUUUAAGAGAUAAGACUCAAUACAUUUAAUAAUAUCAUACAUAAAUUAAAGAAUUAUGUGGUGUAAAUUUAAACUUUGAUUAGCAAAAUAAUUAUGAAGAAACACACCAAAAAAUUUAGUUAAAAGCAUCAGAAUUACUUUUAGACAGUGAAAGGAUGAAUCAUAGAUAAAAAAUACUUGAAAAUAAUUAAAAUGAAACGAAUAUUUAUAUUUAAAAUAUUUAAGAUAUCUCUUCUUAUAAUAUUUAAACUUAGAGACAUCAAGAUAUGAAUACUACAUUUGAAUUACAUGAUUCUCAAACUAACAGAUAAUUAUAAGAUACAUUUUAAAAAUAUCCAUAAAAAAAUCAACCAGAUUAUGUUAUUAGUUUACAAUAUUAAUAAAUUUUAAAUUAAGUUUCAGAAUAAUCAUAAAUAUUUCAUUAAAAAAUGAAUGAAUCUAUAUUUUAACAUCAUAAUUAAAACAGAAAUGUAUCACCCUAAAAUAAUUUAUACAACAAAUAUGAUGAAAUUAGUCAAAUCUCGCAAAAAAUGAAUAGUCUUAGAUAAAAUAGGUUUGAAAAUAAUUAAUAAUAUGAAAUAGAUGAAAUCAAAGACUAAUUUAUAGAAAAUAGUAAUCAUAAUAUGUUGAAAAAAAGGACUUAAUAAGAGAGUUCUUUUGAUUUAUUUUGUAAAAAUUAAACAAUUUUUUCACCUAAUCAAAGUAAAAUUGAGCAAGCUUUAAAAUAGACUGAAUAUUCAAACUAAAAUCUUUAUUAAAAUAAUAAUGUUGCUUUCUAAUCCAAAUAGUAAGCAUAGAAUCAAUUAGUAUAAAUGGUAGAAACAACCACUGGAAAAUAAAGCAAAACUUUUUUUACUCUUCAUGAAAAUUAAAAAUAAUAAAAUUAAGAUGUUAAUUCCGUUUCUUCUUCUACUAAAAGUGUUCAAGACAAUUUAUAAUCUCAAUAAGAGAAUUUUAAAUUUAUUAAUUGGAUUUAUAUGGUUAAUGUUCAGUAUAGUUUUGCCCUUUCUGGCAUAAAUACAUACUUCCUAAAUUAAAAUAAUAUGCUUUUAACUCCUGCAUCUAAUAACUAAGCGUUUAUCUAAUAAUUGAACGAUCAAAAUAAAUUAAGGAUGAAUCUAAGCAAACAAUACCUACUUCUUCUUUACAAUAACACUAAUCCCAACAUAUAAGUAUUUAAUCUUAUUUAAAAUCAAUAUAUCCCUCAAAAUAUAUAUUACAAUAUAUCUCAUUACGACCAGUAUAGCAUGUCAGUACUAUAUUCUAUGGUAAUGUAGACUUAUGGAAUCUAUUAUUUUGUUUCCAACUAAGAUACAUAUGGAAUAGUUAAAAAACAAAAUGAAGAAAAUUACUUGGCACUUAAUAAUCAAGUUCAAAUUAUAUUUUCUAAGAUGAGUGAUCAAUACUUAAAUCAACUUAAUUCAAUAUAAUAAUAAAGUCUUUUCUAGCUAUUUUCUACUAUUUUUGUCAGCUUCUUUUGCAUUUUAAGUAUUAUUCCAGGUUAUAAGCUCAUAAAAGCAAAGCAAUAAAGAUUUUUAGAACUAUUUGCAACUUUUGAUCGAUAAAAUCUUUAGGAUAUUUUAUCAGACUUAACUUAUUAGCUUUCUUUUUGUAAAGGAUUUGACGAAAAAAAUAAGCUAUUAGAAUCAAAAUCAAGUCUAUAAAGUUAUGUAAAUUAAAAGGAUUAAAAUCAAUUAGACUAAAAUGUUUCAGUAAAUAUAGAGAAAAAGUUAAAUAUUAGUAGAACUUCUAAUUUAAAUUACUCAUUAAAAUACCUAAUAUUAGGAUUAAUUUGCAUUUUCUGCUUGAUUUCAAUUUAUCCUAUAGUAAAUUAUGUACUAAUUAACAGAUUCAUAGAAAACUCAUAACUAAUAUUUGACUUCAAUAAUGUAGUUUGUCAAUCUUACUUCUUUAUUUUAAAUUCCAUGAGAGUAAGGCAAGGUUUAGCUGAAGCAUUCUUAAUACCUUCUAAGUAAUCAAUUUCAGUAAAGGAUCUUUAAGACAUGUUAAGUUAAACAAAUCAGUAAGCAGAUCAAUUACCUUCUCUAAUCUAAGAGAAUAUAGGAAAAGUUGGAUCUACAAAUCUAAAAAAUAAAGAUAUAUUUAAUAAUUAUUUGAUAAAAGUCUAUUCAGAAAAUGCAUGCGAUACGAUGUAAAAUUAUACAUAAUAUCAAAAUGGAGAUUUUAUUUAUGACUAAUGUUCUACUGUAGGCAAAGGUAAUCUACUAAGAGGACUGCUAUAUGGUGUCGUUUAUUACAUAAGUGUUUUAAAAGAGUUUUAGAAUUUUGCAUUCAGUGAUAAUGUAGAAGAGUUUUAAUAAAAAUUUAAUUAAUACAAUUUAAAUACACCUGCUUAUAAACAAUUCUAAUUUAGAAUAGAAUUAUCUAAAGCUCACGAAUACCUUAUGAAUUUUUUUUAAGACCAAAACCUUUAACUUUACAAUUUCUAUGAAAAUUUCGCUAUUAUUUUAGUAGUUAUUUAAGUAUUUUUUGUGAUUUUGGUUUUCAUAGUAUGCUGCUAUUAGAUGUUUUUCCGCAUAAAAUAAUACUAAAAAAUACUUAUAUUAUGUCCUAUUUAAGAUAAAAUGAAUGACCAUUAAGUAAAGUGGAGGAACAUAGUUUUAGUUAUUGAUGAAACACAUACAAUAUAUUAUAAUUUAUUUCAAAUAUAGCAAGAUGCCAUUCAAAAAUUCCAUCAUUUGGAUGUCACUUAUUAUGAAAUAGAUUUUUUACUAAAUUUUCUGAAGUAAGUGGGAAAUGAUCGUGAAAUCGACUCAAUAGGUGUAUCAAGAUUAGGGUCUGCUUUAGGAAAUUGCACUAAUCUCUCAAAUUUAACACUUUAUCUAGAUUCUAACUAAAUUGGUGAUGAAGGUUUAUCAUAUUUAGGUGCUGGUUUAAAAAAGUGCACUAAUCUCUCAAAUUUGUACAUUUCUCUUUCUAAAAAUAAAAUUGGAAUUGAUGUAAAAAGUUUAUGCUCUGAUUUAGAAUAGUGCAUUAAUCUCUCGAAUUUGACACUUUCUCUUUGUUAGAAUUAAAUUAGCGAUGAGGAUGCAUCAGACUUAGGCUACUGUUUAAGAAAUUGCACUAAUCUUUAAAAUUUGAAGCUUUCACUUUGGGAAAAUAAAAUUGGCACAAUAGGUGCAUAAAAUUUAGGUUCUGGUUUAGGAAAGUGCAAAAAUCUCUCAAGUUUAACACUUUUUCUUAUGACUAAUUAAAUUUGGGGCAAUUGGAUCAUCAGCCUUAUGUUCUGGUUUAGGAAAGUGCAAUAAUCUCUCAAGUUUAACACUUUCUCUUAUGUAAAAAUAGUUUAUUUGUUUGGAUUUUGGAAUUGAAAAAAAAUAUUAAUUUAUAAAAAUAAAAUUAACUAGUUUAUUU